Molecule: messenger RNA, 858 nt
Organism: Scaptodrosophila lebanonensis
Lineage: Eukaryota; Metazoa; Arthropoda; Insecta; Diptera; Drosophilidae
Product: protamine-like
Exons: 3
Coding region: 82-714 (210 amino acids)
Biological process (GO): sperm DNA condensation; spermatogenesis
Source: RefSeq, a predicted model, not a curated record
GACAAGAAAUUUUGGUUAUUUUAUUUAUUCAGAAAAUUAAUAGUAAGCAUUUUGUAGAUAUUGGUGCAAUCAAAAUUUGAAAUGGGGAAUAAUGUGACAAAAAAGGCGAGCCCGGACUCUACGGCUAUCGGAUAUAGGAAUUUUAUGCGUAUUUAUAGGCAACAGAAUACAGACAUGUCGGCCAGCGAGGCGGUGUUGGGAGCCGCUCGUGCCUGGGGUGAUCUAUCAAUGGACCAGAAAUUGCGUUACGCCAAUUUAACCUGUGAUAUACCCCGUAUUGUUUUAGCCGGAUGCCACCAAAAGCAUAUGGAGGGAUGUGGAGCGAGGCCAUGCCCUGCGCGAUGUCCUCCGAAACGCCCAGCCUGCCCCAAGAAGAAAAAGAAAAAUCCCUGCAAACGGAAACGAAAGACUUGCCCCAAAAAGAAAAGACCUGCAUGCCCCAAAAAGAAAAAACCUGCAUGCCCCAAAAGGAAAAAACCGACGUGUAAGCCAAAGAAAAAGCCGACUUGUAAGCCGAAGUGCAUGAGGCCAGGACCCAUAAUGAAUAACGGGUUCCUAAAUUUUAUGCGAGAAUUUCGAAUGCAAAAUUGUGGUCUAACGGCGCCGCAAGCGCUUAAGAAAGGCGCACGGGCCUGGUGCAAGUUGCCCGAGUGUGAGAAGCAAAAAUAUCGCCAGAUGGGUUGCGGUGUAAAACCUAAAAAACGCAAGUGCUAAGCCCUCUGCCAUCGCCAGUCAAUCCAAAAACGAUUAAAUCUACGCAACAGCAUUAAGUCCCAGUAAUAUUCCCUGAUGUCCGCAGUCCGUGCUCCAUCAUUUCAUAAUUGUUCCUUUUGAAAAUAAAUACUUCACCAGAAUAUA